Molecule: messenger RNA, 1467 nt
Organism: Melampsora larici-populina 98AG31
Lineage: Eukaryota; Fungi; Basidiomycota; Pucciniomycetes; Pucciniales; Melampsoraceae
Exons: 7
Coding region: 1-1467 (488 amino acids)
Source: RefSeq, a predicted model, not a curated record
AUGGACAAAAAGCCCUUGUGGGCAUUGACCACACUACCCGUUUAUUCUGAACUCAUCGCAGCUCUUGAAAAAGCAAAGAGGUCAGAUUGUUUAACAAAACCAAUGGCAGAGGAACUGGAGAGGCUGACUUUUCAAUGUAAAAGGACAGGGAAUGCCAUAAUACAGAAGCUACCUUUACCAGCUGAAGGGGACACUAUCAUUGUACUGGAUGACAAUGACAAGGAUUUGCACACCAAAUACGGCUUCCCGUUUGAGCUCCCCAAUGCCAAUUCCAACCAAAACCCCGACUUGACACCUAGCACAAGCCAAAAUUUGAUUUAUCCCGACAAAAACAAAAUGCUGCCUACCGAGGAACGAGACAACAAGCAGAAUAACGAUAAAAGAGAAGAUAGCAACAUGAAGAGAGUUCUUGAAUCCACUCCAAAAUCACCAAAUCAAAUUGAUGUUUCUGAAGAAGUUGAAACUUUUGAUCAAGAUACUGAUUCUUGCAAUGAAGGGGCCAAGUUGAUUCCUCCUCACGUACAAUAUAGGCAGUCUGAGACCUCAUCCAAUGAAUCAAAGUCAGCACCUGUUGUCAGCCAAUCCACUCAAUCUGAAAAGGAAACUGUAGAUCCCAAUUCCACUCUGACUUCCAUCCAAUCUAAAGAAACUGAAUGUGUUAUGAGCCAAAUUGAUUCACUUCCGACCACCAAUCAAGACACCAAUGUUGAAAACCAAACAGAAAAUUCGGAUCUGGAUCCUGUCGUCAAUCAAGGCCCCAGCUCCUCAACUGUAAAAAAUGUUCCAAAUUCAACCCCCAAUGUAGUUCAAUCAGCUGAGUCUGAAAUGGAAAUUGAUGAAUCUCAUUCAAAUCUUAUUAUACAUCAAUCUUCUGAGCCAAAAAUCAAGUUUUUCAUAGGUUUGGAUCAGAUCAAGAAGGAGCUUAAUGAACUCUUACCGCCAUACAAUGGAAAUCAAUGCAGUAAGAAUGCAAAGCUUAUUGCAUGGGAAGCCUUGACUUCUUUAUUAGAACAAAGACGGGUGGGGAAACCGUUGGAUCCGGAAUUCUUAGAUUCCAUUGAUAAUGGUACCAACAGUGUGGUGAUCAGGACCCAGUUUAAUGCGCAGACCUGGUUUGAAGCCAUACAACAUGUGAUGCCUAAUCUUUUCAAUUCUCACUCAGGUGAGCCUUCCUACUCAGUUGGGUUGUUCAACACUACCCAAUUGAAGAAGGAAUCAAUGUCGGACAAAGUUCCUCAUGCCGGGAAAACUUUCUUGAAAGAACCUCCUCCCUCAGAAAAAGAAAAGGCCAGGACUGGAAUUGAAGCAAAGGCUGCAAAAGCAAACGAUUCAAAGCCUAUGUGGCUUCUUGAUACAAACAAUCUUAAACCUCUAGGCGACAUUGGUCUCGUACAACAAUGGCGAGAUUUAUUCAUCAAGGUGCUGGAUGCUUAUGUGGUUCAAUACUUUGAAGCCAAGUUAUAUUGA